CUACCAAUAUCACAGACAGACAGGGACGGUGGAGCUGUGCCGCUGUGGAGUAAGAGCAAUUUAGAUUCGAGAAGAAACGAAUAUUAUGAAUUUGUAAUCAAAUCUUAUGACUCAAAAGAAGUUAUCGAGAACGUUACCUGUCAUAUCUGUGAUAUAAAUGUGCCGAAAGGGUAUUUAAACGAACAUAAAAAAGGUUUCCGACACAAAUUCAACAGAAAAGUAGCUGAUACUGCGCUAAAAAGGCUCCAGUUAUACGUGAACAAGAAAGAUAUCAAUGAAUGUAACGAAAAACUUUCUUCCAAAUAUUUUUGCACCGAAUGCUCGAUCGUAAUCGACAGCGAGGAUGAAAAGUCACACAAACAGACAACAGGACACAGAAAUUCCCUUUUCUUGGAAAGAUUCUUAAAGGAUUUUCUAAAUUUUUACACUACUGAAGAUAAUGAAAUAACGAAAGAUAUAAAAACAGAAGUUGUAAAAGAAAGCCAAAUUUUUGAACAAGAUGUUGUUUGCGAUGAACUAAAUGUUACAGAAACUGUAUUAGCAAAUAGAAGAGAGAUCAUAAAGAAAGAAGAUGCGGAAGAAACGAAAGACACUGAAAAUUAUUUACAAGACGAAGAUGCUUUCUUAGAAGUAGUUGAUGGUCCAAAUAUCAACAAGUUCAGAGUUACCGAAAUGUGUUACGACGCUAUUGUAGUAACUGGUGCUACAUCCGAGUAUUGUAUGAUCUGUAAUCAAAUGUUUGUGAGAGAAAACCGUUUGUUACACGUGGACAGCAAGCUUCAUGGUCAAAAUUUGCGUCAAAAAUCGCUAGACAAGAACUGCGUUCGUAAGAUCAACAGCACCCAUCACCACUGCGUACUGUGUAACGAUUAUAUUACUGAAUAUGACUUACAUGUGAACAGUACGGAUCAUCUAACAAACUUUCGAAACAAGAUAAUGUAUAAACGUAGGAAAACAGUCCAAGAUAAUGAUAACUGUAAUGAAGAUAAGAAAUACGAUAAUUCCACAAAAUGCAGCGACGUUAGAAACAGCGAUGAAAAUAAAAGUUCAACAGGCGCAAAUAGGAACACGGCUCCAGUAAAUAAAGGAACUAGAAACAGUCCUGUGCCGAGUACCAGCUCCUCCGUCGCCAAAAACAGUAAUAAAACUGUGAAACUGAAUCCAAAUUCGUAUUUAUGUACGGUAUGUCAAGUUGAAGUUCCAAAUAAUGUGAAAAACAUCACAGCCCAUAAAAAAGGUAUAUCACAUAAUCAAAAAUUACGAGAAACUAAAGCUGGUAACAAUACUAAAGUUGAAGCAAAAACAAAUCUGCAUUACCAAAUGAAGAAAACUGAAAGAUUAAAUAUUGUAACUUGUAUUGUAUGUAACGUAGACUUGAUAUACAAUGAUAGAAAUAUUUUUAAACACAUUGAAGGAGAGAGUCAUGAGAGUUAUUAUAUUGAAUUUUGCGCAAGAAAUUUGUUAGUUCCCCGUGACAAAUUGCUCUACUGUUACGCAUGCGAAGUCAUCCCUGGUCCCCGCAACGAGAUUGCUCACUGCAGUGGCAGGAACCAUAAGUUCAAUUUAGAAAAGUUCGAUCGAAGUAGGUAAAAUAUUUUACAUAAGCCUUUUCUUCAAACAAGUUUUUUUUAAAUCGGCAGGUUAUCGGGGGAUAACCAUCGAAAAUAACAUUUGUAAUGGACUAUCUAUUAAAAUAGGAACAAAUUUAAA
Messenger RNA from Melitaea cinxia (Glanville fritillary), 1710 nucleotides. RefSeq lists its product as uncharacterized. The annotation marks the transcript as partial. The record is from RefSeq and is a predicted model, not a curated record. The transcript is spliced from 4 exons. NCBI's taxonomy places the organism in Eukaryota, Metazoa, Arthropoda, Insecta, Lepidoptera, Nymphalidae. Gene Ontology annotation, molecular function: zinc ion binding; nucleic acid binding.